AUGGACGAGGGACGCCAAAAGGACUUGCAGUUGUUGGAGGAGAUCAUCGAUAAAGGCUUAAAACAGAAGCUUGUUCACGCUACUGCUUCACGGGACAAGGUCUUUGAAGAACAAAAAGUACUCUCUGACUUGCGAAAAAACCUAGAAACUCUGGAGCAAAAUGGUGUAAAUACUCUCAAAACCAUGGUCAACCUCGGUUCAGAAAUUUACAUGCAAGCUCAAGUGCCAGAUACUCGUCACAUAUUCAUGGAUGUAGGCCUCGGAUUUUAUGUGGAGUUCACACGGCAAGAAGCUCUUGACUAUAUUUCACAAAGGGAGCAAAGAAUUAAAAAAGAAUUAGAAGAGGUCACUGGUGUUAUUACACAGAUCAAAGGGCGCAUCAAACUGGCUCAUUACCAGAUUCAGCAAAUACUUAAUCUUCCUGAAGAGAAUCCAUCAUCAUCCAGGCAACCUUAUGCGUGGAAGAAAAGAGAAUUAGCUCUAGUGUAA
This is a messenger RNA of Arabis nemorensis, 489 nucleotides long. Lineage: Eukaryota; Viridiplantae; Streptophyta; Magnoliopsida; Brassicales; Brassicaceae. The record is from the annotation of a GenBank genome assembly.